This is a messenger RNA of Pseudozyma flocculosa PF-1, 1107 nucleotides long. RefSeq lists its product as uncharacterized. NCBI's taxonomy places the organism in Eukaryota, Fungi, Basidiomycota, Ustilaginomycetes, Ustilaginales, Ustilaginaceae. The transcript has 5 exons. The record is from RefSeq and is a predicted model, not a curated record. Bases 1 to 1107 code for a protein of 368 amino acids.
AUGCCGCCCUGGCACGCCGUGCGGGAAGACCUCUCGCUCCUCCACAGCUCCACCACAUCCUCGGAGCUGCAAUACACGGGCGCGUCCGAACACAGCUCGCUCUUGCACCGCAUCUUUUCCCCCGACGCCGACGAUGCCGAGUCCAUCCCGACAGACGAGCAAGAGGCAAAGGCGAUCCAGGCCAUUCCGCAGAUCGACCUGUCGCUCCGCCUCUCGACCCAGCCACAGUGCUGGAUGAACGUCUUUGUCCCCCUCUCGCCGACAUCGGAACGCACAGCUUCCUCCUCGGACCCACGCGACGACGCUGAGGAUAAGGCAUGGUCCGUCGAGGUCUCGGCGCCCAAUUCUGACAGGCACAGGCUCCAGGAGUUGCAGGAUGGGGUGCGGCAAAGGCACAAAGAGGUGGUAGAUGAGAUCGAGUCCCAGGGAGGUCUCGGCGUGGGGAUAUGGACCCUCUGGAUGGAUGCAAAGGACCUCGCUACAAACACUCUCGCGGCAGACGGCCAUCAGACGGAGCCUCAAGCGACAGCGGCCAGCGGUGAGGCAACAGCCACAGCAACGGCCGGCGACAGCGGCGAUGGCGACGCACAACAAGACGGUCAAAACGGCAUAGAGAUGAAGAGGUCCAUCUUCUGGUCCCACCACCUGAUAGCCCCUUCGAAGCGCAAGGAUUUCACAUCCCUCUGCUCCGAGCUCGACGUCUGGGGCCUCGUCAAGAUCGGAUACCCGGGCUACCUCAUCUUUGAAGGUCCGAUAGAGGGUGUCGAGGAGAUGGAACGACGCGUAAAGGGCAUGCAAUGGCACGCUCUAACACUACGAUCAACACACACCUUCCUCUUCCCCUCCCCCUCCCCCUCCCUUCCUGGCGCUUCAGAUGGGACACGAGGCGAGGUGAGACGGGAAGCGAUCCGCACCUCGCCACUCUCGCGCGGCCACGCCGCCAACCACAAUGCGGGCAAGGACGCGCAGGAAAAGGUACGGACGGGGUACGAGGAGGUCGAGAGCGUCGGCGAAAUCGUACAGAGACUGAGGUGCAUCGACAUGGACGAGGCUGAAAUCGUCCAGAGCCUCGGCAUCCGCACGGCCAAGGGAUCAGGGCUGGCCUGA